Stylonychia lemnae is the source of this 834-nucleotide messenger RNA. Lineage: Eukaryota; Ciliophora; Spirotrichea; Sporadotrichida; Oxytrichidae. The record is from the annotation of a GenBank genome assembly.
AUGGAAACAAGUAAUCUAAAAAUUAUAGCUUUAUAAUAUGCUCCAGUCUUGAAAAAUGUCAAGGCCUCAAUGGAAAUAGUUAAUAACCUCAUUAACUAAUAUUCAGAAAAAGACCAAAUUGAUGUCCUAUUACUUCCUGAAUUGUCUUUUGUUGGAAGCUCUUUUUAUGGCUAUUAUGAUAUUUUACCGUUUGCAGAACAAUAAGGCAAUGGAAAAUCCUACCACUGGUGCGUAGAAGUCUCAAAGAAAUUAAAAUGUAUCGUAAUUAUUGGAUACCCAGAAAUAUGCGGAGAUAUUCUCUACAACUCAAUGCUAGUGGUCUCUGAAUCAGGGUAAAUCCUAAAAAACUACAGAAAAAGACAGCUAUUCUCAUUAGAAUGGGAUUGGGCUCUACCUGGUAAUGAAUUUGCUUAUUUAGAUGCUAAAGUAUGGAGAAUACAUAAAACUGUUAGAUUUGGACUUGGUAUCUGCAAUGAUAUAUGGUAUAAUACUCCUCAGUAACAAUAUCAAAUGGACUGGGCUAGAUUUUUGGAUGAAAACGAUUGUUAAGUAAUCUUAAUGCAUAGUAAUUGGCCUGACUAUAAACUCUACGAGAAUAAUGACAUUAAAACUCAGGUUAUGAUGAUUUAUUGGCUUAAUCGCUUGGUUCCUGUGACUCAAAGCUCUAAAAAAUCAAAGAAUAUCUAUUUCAUUAAUGCUAACAGAAUUGGAGAAGAACUAGGGACAGAAUACAUAGGCAGCUCCUGCUUUUUCACUCUGUAACCUUAGAUAACAAUAGAAAAUAAUCUUGAAUGUAAUAAUUAAGGAUCCCUCAUUUGCAAGCUAUAGAUUUGA